Hermetia illucens (black soldier fly) is the source of this 725-nucleotide messenger RNA. Its product is annotated as phospholipase A2-like. Gene Ontology annotation, biological process: arachidonate secretion; phospholipid metabolic process. The record is from RefSeq and is a predicted model, not a curated record. NCBI's taxonomy places the organism in Eukaryota, Metazoa, Arthropoda, Insecta, Diptera, Stratiomyidae. Bases 56 to 694 code for a protein of 212 amino acids. The transcript is spliced from 3 exons.
ACGAAGCAAGAAUGAUCCAAGCACUUCUAGUAAUCGUUUUAUAGUCAUCACUAGAAUGUCUAGUCAGGAUUGGUGGCUGAUACUUCUAGUUCUAACAUUGAACAGUUUUUGUCAAGGGAACCAAGUUCUAGACGUUACCCAUGACGUUUCCACCAGUGAUGUUAAGGAAGUUGAUAGAGCAUCGCUAACUGUCCCUGGAACUAAGUGGUGUGGUCCUGGAAACACAGCUAGUGGCCCCAAUGACCUUGGGGUGUACAUGGAGACGGACAAAUGCUGCCGGGCCCAUGACAAUUGUGAUAAUAUUCCCAGUGGAGAAUCGAAACAUGGACUCACUAAUAAUGAUCCUUUCACUGUGUUACAUUGUGACUGCGAUAAAGCAUUCUAUGAUUGCCUAAUGGCAAGUAAAGAUAAAGUUGCUCCCGUAAUUGGAGAAAAUUACUUCCUUUUACGAUCGCGCUGCUACAGGGAAGAUUAUCCAAUCAAGGAGUGCCAGGAGUACGAAAAGCUUGAAACUUUCCGCAGCCUCAUUUUCCGAAGAUGUGUAAAAUACGAAGUGGAUAACUCCGGGUCGAAGCAAUACCAGUGGUUCAAUUUACCAUUUUAUAGCGAUAAGCCAUUCCCGAAUUACACCAGCCGUAGGAGGUUCGCAGGAGAUAUGAAUACUAUUGAUGAUUCACCAGCAAACGAGGAUUGAGAUCUAAAUAAAAUGAAAUUUAAGAAUUUUC